Cuscuta campestris is the source of this 784-nucleotide messenger RNA. The record is from the annotation of a GenBank genome assembly. Lineage: Eukaryota; Viridiplantae; Streptophyta; Magnoliopsida; Solanales; Convolvulaceae.
AAUUGAGGAGGGGUAGAUCUGGAAUUUUAAAUAAGGCUUUUACGGUCUGAGCUCUCCGUCUUCUCUCCCCGCUAACGAACACGAUGGUCCGCUGCUUAUUACUCCGUAUAAUCCAUGGCGAUGAAGCCGCAGUCCAGGUCUCUGAUUCUCCGCGCCGCCCCUUUCUUGACCUCCCGGAUCCGCCUAAAUGCCGCGCUCCUUCGUUCUAGACCAUCUUCAUCCUCUGCUACGCCGGAACAGCACCCGGAGCUCAAGUCUCAGAACGAUUCCGUUUUCAUGACUGAGAAUUGCGUCCGGAGAAUGAAGGAGUUGCAAGCCAGUGAGCCCGAUGAAAAGAUGCUUCGCUUAAGCAUCGAAGCUGGUGGUUGCUCUGGGUUUCAGUAUGAAUUCUCCCUAGAUGGCAAGGCAAAUGCAGAUGAUAGAAUUUUUGAGAAGGACGGAGUUAAACUUGUGGUCGAUAAUAUCUCAUUUGAUUUUAUCAAAGGUGCAACAGUUGAUUACGUAGAGGAGCUCAUCCGUUCUGCUUUUCAGGUAUCUACAAACCCAAGUGCAGUGGGUGGAUGUAGCUGUAAAAGCUCUUUCAUGGUGAAACAGUAAAUGUAUACUCUCUCUCAAUAAGGUGUGCAUCUGCCUUUAUAAACCUGCAUUUGAGUCCACAAACUUGGAUAAAAGGAGCCUCCUGAACUUUAGCAGCUAGGGAUUAUAUAUGUACUCCCUCUGUCUAGAAAAAAAAGUUUUUUUAUUUGGUUUGUUUACGAUGUUUGACUAAAACUAUUUUUUAUUG